CUGUCUUCCUGACAAGCCGGGUUCGGCCAUUUUCUAUACAAGUCUGAAAGUAACACCAGUCUUGUAUUGUUCAUCCCAAAAAUAAGCCCACAUCUGAUAUACCGAAAAACAAGUUUUGUUAACACCCCCUCUGGGAUCCGAGAAUGGAAGACGAGAGCCACCCAAAAACCCUCUACGUGGGGAAUCUUUCAAGAGAUGUAACAGAGAACUUAAUUCUUCAGUUAUUUACUCAGAUCGGGCCAUGUAAAAGCUGUAAGAUGAUAACAGAGCAAUCCGAUAGCAGCAGGAAGGUGAACUCUUCUAUUGGAUUUUCUGUUUUGCAGCAUACAAGCAAUGAUCCAUAUUGCUUUGUGGAAUUCUUUGAGCACAGAGAUGCCGCAGCUGCUUUAGCCGCCAUGAACGGACGGAAGAUUUUGGGAAAGGAAGUCAAGGUAAAUUGGGCAACCACUCCUAGCAGUCAGAAGAAAGACACAUCCAAUCACUUUCACGUUUUCGUGGGAGAUCUGAGCCCAGAGAUCACGACAGAUGACAUCAGAGCUGCAUUCGCACCCUUCGGAAAAAUCUCGGAUGCACGAGUGGUGAAGGAUAUGACAACAGGGAAAUCAAAGGGGUAUGGAUUUGUGUCCUUCUAUAACAAACUGGAUGCCGAGAAUGCCAUUGUACACAUGGGGGGUCAGUGGCUUGGUGGACGACAAAUCCGGACUAACUGGGCAACACGGAAACCACCUGCUCCCAAAAGUGUGCAAGACAACAACUCCAAGCAGCUCAGAUUUGAUGAGGUGGUGAACCAGUCGAGUCCUCAGAACUGCACUGUGUACUGUGGUGGGAUUCAGAUGGGUCUUUCAGAACACCUUAUGCGACAGACGUUUUCUCCUUUUGGACAGAUCAUGGAGAUUAGAGUUUUCCCAGAGAAGGGAUAUUCUUUUAUCAGGUUCUCCUCUCAUGAAAGUGCUGCCCAUGCUAUUGUGUCAGUGAAUGGGACUACCAUUGAGGGUCAUGUUGUGAAGUGCUAUUGGGGCAAAGAGUCACCUGACAUGGCCAAAAAUGUCCAACCGAUGGAAUAUGGACAGUGGGGGCAGUGGAAUCAAAUGUAUGGUAACCCUCAACAAUAUGGUCAGUACAUGACAAAUGGCUGGCAAGUACCAUCCUACUAUGGACAGACGUGGAAUCAACAAGGAUUUGGUGUAGAUCAGUCACAGUCCCCUGCCUGGAUGGGUGGAUUUGGGACACAACCUUCUCAGGCUCAACCUGGCCCAGUGAUGAACCAGGCUAAUUUUGGCAUGGCUGGUUACCAGACACAGUGAUUUGCCCUUCAUUCUCUUGUUUAUCUACCCUACCUAUGAGAGCAGGUUCUAAAGACUUACAGGAGCACAUUGUCUUUUUCCCGACAAGCAUUGGAUCUAAAGCAGGAUUCACUUUAAUGUAAAGACACUUUAAAUUAAUGAGGAAAUUGGGAUGACCACCUACGAUGAAAAUCUAAUUUCAUUGACAAGUUUUUCCUGUUGUAAUGGAAUUGGAAGAGAUAUAUUGCAUCUCUUCCAUUUUUACUGCAUAUCUUGAAGAAAACUGCAGAUUUUCCCCAUAAUCCGAGAUUCACAAACUUCACAUCUACAUUGCAAGAAUCCCAUGGUGUAAAUGAUCUAAAUAUAUUGGUUUUUUUUUUUGUUU
Molecule: messenger RNA, 1668 nt
Organism: Triplophysa rosa
Lineage: Eukaryota; Metazoa; Chordata; Actinopteri; Cypriniformes; Nemacheilidae
Gene: tial1
Product: TIA1 cytotoxic granule-associated RNA binding protein-like 1
Exons: 12
Coding region: 144-1304 (386 amino acids)
Cellular component (GO): cytosol
Molecular function (GO): mRNA binding; DNA binding
Source: RefSeq, a predicted model, not a curated record